Messenger RNA from Oxyura jamaicensis (ruddy duck), 3137 nucleotides. RefSeq names its product zinc finger protein 2-like. Gene Ontology annotation, biological process: regulation of transcription by RNA polymerase II. The transcript is spliced from 3 exons. Bases 241 to 1941 code for a protein of 566 amino acids. Gene Ontology annotation, molecular function: DNA-binding transcription factor activity; RNA polymerase II cis-regulatory region sequence-specific DNA binding. Lineage: Eukaryota; Metazoa; Chordata; Aves; Anseriformes; Anatidae. The record is from RefSeq and is a predicted model, not a curated record.
CGGCGCGCGGCCGGAAGCGGCGGCGGGGGAGGCGCCGCGAGGCUGCGGCGGCAGCGGCCGGAUGUGAGGGGAGGCGGCGGGGCCCGGCGGGGGCGGCCCCGGGGUUUCCUGCUGUGACCAUGCGCAUGCGCCACCAAGGGCGGACCUCUCCGACACCGUGUGGUUUGAACCGACCGCUGGCGGCGGAUCCCUCGCGGCACGGGAGGGUCCUGUCUGGCUUGGCAGCCGGUGCCUGGAGCCAUGGAAGAGCAGCCAGGCUCUCCAGCCUGCGAGUCCCCCUUUUCCCUGCGGCGUGUCUGCAUUUCCGAAGAUGGGCCUGAAGGUGAAGAGCAGGAGGAGACUCCAGAGGAGGACACCACCCGGGCACAGCUGCCGGGAGACUCCCCAGAGCUGCGCAGGCAGGUUUCUCCUCGCCGUUCAGGACGCUGCUCGCAAGGGCGUGAUUCCCUCGCCCCUCAGGAUGUGGACAGCCCUGGCCAAAAGGCAGGAGAGGGUGAGGGGGGUGCCCCUUGCCCCGAGCCCAAGGCACCGGGGGAGCUGCAGCCCCGCAGGCCGUUCCGGCGGAAGCACCGGCUCUAUCUGAAGCCCAAAUCGAGCCCGGCCCCAGCAUCCCCAGGACCUGGGGAGAGAGCCGAAGAGCCAGGGCCCUCCCGGGGAAAGAGGCUGCGCUUGAUCUGGGGACAGGCCGGCGACUUCCGACGGAAGAAAAGCCGUUUGGAGAACGGACUGGAGGAGGCCCCUCUUGUGCCCCAGAGCAGCGAAGAAGAGGAGGAGGGAAAAGGUUCCCGAUCCUGCUCCCCCGAGCCGCCUCUUCCCGGAGAUGCCCGUCCCAAGCCGGACUUUGUGCAGCUGAUUGACGAGCACGGCAUCUACUCCACCGCCAAACUCGUGCUGGGCGGUGCGGCGGGCGAGCUGGAGGAGGCAGCGGUGGUGCUGCCGCCCCACCUGAAGCGGGGCGCGAGCGUGGCCAGCAGCGGGGCCGAGUUUGAGAUCCGCGAGGUGAUCGUGGACGAGAAGCCCUUCCAGUGCGGCGUGUGCGAAAAGGCCUUCAAGCGGGCCUGGGAGCUCUUCAGCCACGAGGUGGUGCACAAUGAGGAGCGCCCUUUCCGCUGCGACCUCUGCGAGGCCUCCUUCAAGCGCCACUCGGACUUCAAGAGCCACCGGCUAGUGCACACGGAGGAGCGGCCCUUCCGCUGUGAGCUCUGCGGCAAGCGCUUCAAGCGCUCCUCCAACCUCCAGGAGCACCGGCGCAUCCACACGGGCGAGCGGCCCUUCCACUGCGCCUGCUGCGACAAGAGCUUCAAGACGCCCUACGAGCUGCAGCGCCACACGCUCACCCACUGCACCGAGAAGCCCUUCAAGUGCGCGGACUGCGGGAAGGACUUCCCCACCUCCAACGCCCUCCUCCUGCACCAGCGGCAGCACUGCGACGACAAGCCCCACGUCUGCGGCGUCUGCGGCAAGAAGUUCACCUACGGGCACAGCCUCAAGGUGCACGAGCGCGUGCACACGGGCGACCGCCCCUUCGUCUGCCCGCUCUGCGGCAAGGGCUUCAAGCAGUCCAACGCCCUCUCCUCCCACGAACGCGUGCACACGGGCGAGCGCCCCUUUGUCUGCAAAACCUGUGGGAAGGCCUUCAAGCAGUCGUCCUACCUGGUGAUCCACGAGCGGGCGCACACUGGGGAGCGACCCUACAAAUGCGAGGCGUGCGGGAAAGCCUUCGCCCGGCCCUCCUUGCUGCUGCAGCACCAUCGCGUGCACAGCCAGGAGCGGCCCUACAAAUGCAGCUUCUGCCACAAGUUCUUCAAGGACCUGGCCUACCUGGCUGUGCACGAGAAGGUGCACACGGGCGAGACCCCCUACAAGUGCAGCGUCUGCGACAAAGGCUUCGCUCACCCGUCCAACCUGCUGCAGCACCAGCGCGUGCACCGCGACGGCUGAGCCCCGGAGCAGCGUGCGCAGCGCAAGCGUUUUGAGGCCAAGAAGCCCACAGCCAUAAGCGAGUGUGCUGCAAGCAUGCCUGCAGCAGCAGACGAGCCCCAGGCCAGCCCGCUGCAGCGCGUGUUCCCGUAGGUGUGCAGGGGGCUGCUGCAGCGUCCCUGGAGAGGAGCCCAAGAAGUGGGUGCUGCUGCAGCUCUCCUCCCGAGCCCGAACCCACCAGGGCUUCAGCUGCAUGGCUUUUCUCUGCCAAACCCUGACACGUGCCGUUCUCUCCAUGCUCCUCCCAGAGAGGUGAUCCCACGGGGGUCCUAACUGAGCUCUGAAGUUUGGGCUCCUCUCUCCCAGCCGGUGCUGCCUGCAGGGAGGUGGCGUGCCGUCCCUGAGCGCUGCUGGCCGCGGGCUGGCCAGUGGCAGCGAGCUGUAGCCUGUGGCACGCCGCCGACGGGCAGCCACAAGUCCUGCUAGGAGGAGGCCGUGGUGGCUUCCAGAGGCAAGCUGGGCUGGCCAAGGCUGCGGUGCGGCUGAGAGCCAGCGUCCAGAGCUCUGAAGACCAGCAUCAGCCAGGCCGUGGCAAGCCCUUUGUUUGGCUGAUGCUAAGGGAUGCUGCAAGGAGGACUUACUUAGUUACCCCAGUAAGCGGAGCUCAGCCUGGCCACGCAGCGGGCUCCAUCAGCAUGUCUGCCUCGUGCUUUGGGGCCACGCUGCUGCCUUCCUUGGGUGCAAGAGGUAGGCUGGGUGCUCCUGGGGAGCCCCUCGAAGCAGGGGUACGCUGCUGCCUGUGACUGAGCCCUGCAGCAGGAGCCCUGUCCGUUUCUUGGGGGGUGUAUAUCAGUGGAAAGCACGAUGGGGAACAGCGGUGUGCAGGCACCUUCCUUUCCUUCUCAUGAAUUGUAAGCGUCCCGUCCAUGUUUCACGCUGCUACUGAUGAUCAGGUUAAUAAUGAAAGCAGUGCCCUUCGCCCUGCUGUGCAGGGGCCACGCGGGCGCUUUGCUGGUACAGCACCACGCAGGCCCCCUCCGUUCUCUCCUGGGCAGGGAGCAGAGGCAGGGCUGCGUUGGCUGCAGGUGGUGCGUUCUCACUUAAAACCUGGCCUCAAGGCACAGGGGAAGGGGUGGGAGUGGAAGGGUGACCCUGGGAGAGCCGGAGCGAGGAGGAGAAGGAGCUGCCCACGUUGUGCUGGUGGGGGAGUAUCUUCU